Messenger RNA from Podospora anserina S mat+, 684 nucleotides. NCBI's taxonomy places the organism in Eukaryota, Fungi, Ascomycota, Sordariomycetes, Sordariales, Podosporaceae. The record is from the annotation of a RefSeq genome assembly.
AUGGGGGGGUGUCCAAGAAGUACAAUGUAUCGAUGCGAGCGGCGAUGUUCUUGUACAGUCAUGACACGCAUUGCGAACUUGAAGCAGCAAAAUGACUGGGAGGAGUCGUGGGAGGUCUGGUGGACCAAACACACCAAGUUCAUACUGGAGCGGGAAGAGAAGAGUCGUGGACCCUACAGCGAGGAGGAGGCCAAGCUCAAGGAGGAUUUUGUGUCCAAAGUCCUCCCCCGUUACCUGCGCCCGCUGGAAAGCGGUGGUCGAUCCAUUGACCCAGCACUUUGCCAUACCGAUCUGUGGCCUGGUCACGUCAAAUAUCGACUCGACAACGAAUCGCCCCUGGUAUUUGACGCCAAUGCUCUGUGGGCGCACAGCGAGCUUGAACUCGGCCUUUUCCGCAACCCUAGAUACCCGCUGGGUAAGGCCUUCUUCAAGAAAUAUUAGAAGAAGGUGCCUAUAUCGGAGCCCGAGGAAGACUUCGACAAUCGCAACAUCAUGCACAUGAUUCGACAUCAGACAAACCCACUGACUGCCAUACACUCUUUUAGUUUUCUGGGCAACAUGAAAAUGCUUGUAGAUAGAGUGAACGCAGAGGAGAAGGAAAGGAAAGUUGCUCAAGACGGCAAGAAGAGCUUCGAGGUAAAGAUUGAAAGUGUCACGGAUGAUCUGAAGGUCCUAGCUACUUAG